Molecule: messenger RNA, 1424 nt
Organism: Cylas formicarius (sweet potato weevil)
Lineage: Eukaryota; Metazoa; Arthropoda; Insecta; Coleoptera; Brentidae
Product: clavesin-2
Exons: 6
Coding region: 173-1129 (318 amino acids)
Cellular component (GO): membrane
Molecular function (GO): phosphatidylinositol bisphosphate binding
Source: RefSeq, a predicted model, not a curated record
GGGCGCAAAAGUAGGUUAGGAGAAAGUUAACGUUUCGCGUGGAAUCCGCGCAACCGACUCAGUGCAACGUUCGCGGCGUUCGAGGUGUGGCGGUUAGCAUCGGUGAUCGCCGAUAUACGCGAUAUACUAGCGUCCAGUCCGCCGAAAAGUUUUUAUCGCACUCGCAUAAACAAUGGGUUCGGGUGGUCAAUCGAACAACGACGAGUACGUUUCGACGUUGCCGGAGUCGGAAAAGAAGAGGGCCCUAGACGAACUGAGGGAGGAUGAUAACAUCCGAGACCAGAGUCUCGAACAGAUGAGGGAAUGGAUCAACAAACAUCCGAACAUAAAAAAGUGUCGUACCGAUUCUGCGUUCCUGCUGCGUUUCCUGCGAACGAAAAAAUUCAGCGUGCCUCUCGCGUGCGAGAUGCUCGAACGCUACUUGACCAUAAGGCAACUUUACCCGCAGUGGUUCCGGAACCUGGACUGCGAGGACCCGGACCUGGCCGAUAUCAUCGAUGCUGGAUACCUGGUGCCCCUACUCGAUAGGGACCACGGCCGAAUGAUUCUGUUCAGCUGCGCUGGCAAGUUCGACCCGCACAAAUUCACCUCCGCGCACAUGGUCAAGGUGCACAGUCUUGUUACCGAGGCGCUCAUGGAUGAUGAAAUCAACCAAAUCAACGGGUACACGUACAUCAACGACGAGAGCGGCUUCCAGAUGGCGCACAUAUCGCUGUGGUCGCUGACCGACGUACGGAACAUACUCAGGUGUAUACAGAACACCACGCCUAUGAGGCACAAGGCCAACCAUUUCCUCAACAUAUCGCCGAGCGCCAUAAAGCUGAUCGAAUUCGCUGUGUCGCUGCUCAAUGACAAACUGAGGAGCAGAAUAUUCAUGUACAAGUCCGUGGAAGAACUUCACGAGAAGAUCGACAAGAAAAUAUUGCCCAAAGAGUACGGAGGCGAAGUGCCGAUGGAGGACAUGGUGCGCCAGUUCAAGGCCCUCCUUAAGGAAAAACGGGACGCCAUAUUGGCAUUAGACGACAUGUACAUAGAAAUCGACGAGAAGACCUGCCCUCUGGUGUCGGAAAUGAACGAGGAACUCGGCAUCGGUAUAGAUGGUAGCUUCAAGAAACUGACUGUCGACUAAAUUUCUUUUGUCGCUCCACUCCCACUCUCUCUACUUCACGAACCUCCAGUCUAGCUUUAAUUUAAUUUUAAAAAGUUGCGUUUUUAUAUAUAUGUAUAUGUAUAUGUUAUUUUUUUUUGUUUGUCGCCUGGUGGAAUAAAGUUACCGAUCGUUAUACGCGUAAGACGUACGUCUGCGUAGUGUUAAACGUUAAUGUUAUCGUAAAAUAAGCGGGCGUGUUUUCCUUCUUUGAAUUCGCUGACUUUUUACUAUUCUGUGAUGUUUCAUUUUUGAUUUUUGGAAAAUAAACGCGUUA